Messenger RNA from Prunus dulcis (almond), 891 nucleotides. Its product is annotated as AIG2-like protein D. Lineage: Eukaryota; Viridiplantae; Streptophyta; Magnoliopsida; Rosales; Rosaceae. Bases 100 to 636 code for a protein of 178 amino acids. The transcript has 5 exons. The record is from RefSeq and is a predicted model, not a curated record.
UAUGGUUACAACUUACAAUAAGAAUUUCAAGAGAAAAUAAUAAAAUCCAGGAAGAAAUAGUAGAGAGAGAGAGAGUCACCAGUCUAGAGAGAGAGAAAGAUGAGUGCAAUGAGCUCAGUGGCGAUGGCUCAGUCUCAGAGCCUUCACAAGGUGUUCGUGUACGGCAGCCUCAUGGCGGAUGACGUUUGCAGAGUCCUCUUAAAUCGCGUCCCUCAAUCUUCCCCUGCCAUCCUCAAUGGCUACCAUAGGUAUAGCAUCAAAGGACGAGUUUAUCCGGCGAUUCUACCGGUUGAGAAUGACAAAGUUACUGGCAAGCUCCUGUUGGGCAUCACAGAUCCUGAAUUACACAUUCUGGAUGAAUUUGAGGAUGUUGAGUAUGAGAGGAGCACUGUUGAGGUCUCCUCGGUGGAUAGUUCUGACAACUUGUUAGUUCAAGCUUACGUUUGGAGCAACAAAAGUGAUCCAAAUUUGUAUGGAGAUUGGAAUUUUGAGGAAUGGAAGCAAAUACACAAGAAAGAUUUUAUCAAGAUGACUACGGGUUUCAUAGAAGAGCUGGAGCUGCCUGAAGCAAAGCCGAGAGUUGCAACAUAUGAAUCAUUUUUUCAGCAGGGUCCUGAGAAUCCUGCCGCGUCGUGAUUCUAUAUUCGAUUUGUAGAUUCUGAUCCAUAUAAACAAAACAACAUCUACCAUUCUAUGAUUUAUAUAAAUGCUAUCCAGUGUGUUAAUAAUCGAAAUAACUUGUUUGAGGCAAUGGUGGUCAGGGCAAACUGUUUAUUACCCAUUUGUUUGUAGGUUUUGUUUUGUUUUGUUUGGUUGGCUGAAGGUUUGGGCCAGAUUCAAUAUUCUACUUUUCUCAUUAUCUUGAUUGGAAUUUAUAUGUUUCCAGAGCAA